UUCACGUACCACGUGGACGUUAAAUAUCGGUAUUUGAACACCUAUAUCAGUUAGAUGACGGCGAUACGCCGUGUGUUAACAGGUCAUGGGGGCCUGUUUCGGCCGCUGCAUUUCCAAAGUUACAGACUCCUUGUCGUACAGGUUUUAUCAAAGACACACCAGUAUGUCCUACCAAGGAGACGAACAAGUUGAGUUUAUAGAUGACAAAGGAGAUGCAGACCAACCUAGAGGAUCAAAAACCCUGUUAUCAUUUCUCUCCUUAAACCGAUUCAAGAAAAAACAUGGGGUUCCUGUAACAUUAGAAUUAUUGGAAGAUGGUGCAUGGUCCAAGGGUACUAAUAAAUAUGCCAGAUUAAACUCAAGGAAUAAUGCUUCUACAAGUUCUGGUUUGGAUACACCACUUCAAAUUCUUGAUGCAAGAACAUUAAUGAAACAACAGGCAUGUGUUUCUUCUACUCCUGGCUCAUCAUUAGAUUUAGAGUGGGAACACGAAGGAAUGCCUCUACCAAUUAUGGACGAUGAAAAAGUUGAAAGUACUGACGGUUCUAUAACACAAACGUCGGUAAAUAAUAGCCAACCCUCUAGCUUGACAGCAUCUCCUUGGUCUAGGGUGUCAACACCAAAUAGUUUAGAAUGGGAUCCGGUGGAAGCGGAUAUGGUAUGUGUUGAUUUAGAGACUGAACAGCUUUUGACUGAGAUAGAAAGAUUAACGGAUAGAGCGUUAAAGGAAACGGGAGAAUGGACUAAUGCUAGUUGAUAAAUAAUGCAUUUACAAUUAAACAGGAUUGUUUGUAUUUUUGUAUUACAAGAAAGAGUACACAAUGGAAUUAAUGUAUAUGAAAUACUUUUAGAAAACAAAAAAAAAAAGAAAAAGAAGAUUCUACUGUUUCAAUAUUUGUAUUGUUGAAACGAUAUGAAGAUAUAUUUAUAUUGUUUCAAGGUAUAUAUACAUACAUGUAUAAGUUAAUAUAAUUCGCAUAGAAUUUUAAAGAAAGGUAUAUUACCUGGGGAUACUUUACAACAAUUUAUUACUAAAAAAAAAAAAAAAAAUGCCAAUGAUGAGAAUUUUUUAUAUUAUGCAUAUGUAUAUGAAUUUUACAUAUGCAAAAAAGAAAAAAAAGAAAAAAGAGAAACAUUUCAUUUGACUCCUGGACUUAAAACAUACAAAUAUUUAGUGUGUGUUGUUUAGUUUUUUAUUUCAUAUUGGUUUUACAUCCAGAUAUUUUUAUUCUAAUUUCACUCGACUUCCACAGGACAAUAACUUUCUUCCUAUUAAUAAUUUCCGUAUUACAUUUUUAACAAAAAAACUAAAUUUUUUAAUAUAAUUUUGAUAUUUUUAUGUUAUUUAUUUAUUUUUAAACCAAAGAUGUCUUUUUCUUUUUUAUGUCAGAUUGUUAUAAAGGAUAUUGAUCUCGGUUUUUUUUCAUACACAUACUAUCACAUAGUGUACACAUAUAUUACUGUAACCUUUUGAAGCAUAAACAAAUGACAUGGAAAAGAUUACUUUACUUGUUUCAAAUUUUUCAUAAAAGAUGAAUUUCUUAUUCAAAUAUCAUAACGAAAAUACGUAUAUAUGAAUGAGUAACUUUGCUUCAAAUGGUUAAACAGUACAUAUCAUCAUUGUAAUAAUAUAAAUUUUCUUACGUUUGUGAAGUUUACUAUUCGUUAUUUAACUUAGAUAGGGGAAAAAAAUUUAGAGGCGAAAAUUAAGGUUGAAAUGUAUCAGGUGCUAUCAAUGCAAUAUAUUUUUUGCCAGUGAAAUUAUAAACAGCUUUUUCUGGAGAGAUUUUCUUUCGAAGCUUAGUAUAUCUUAUAAUUAGCCAUAUUUUAUACGAGAAAGACUACUACAUAGUCUGAAUAAAAUCUAGUCACAAUGAAAUUCUGUGAAUCUCUGUAAAAUUCAAAAUGAGAAAGAAAGGGAGAGCAAGAAAGGAUAAGGUGGUACUGAUAUAUUAGUGUUGAUACAUAUUUGGGUGUACAAAAACAUGUUUCUACUGAAAUUAAAUUAUUACGAGAUAAUUAGGUUACAAUUUUAGAUAGAUUGUCGGUUAUCGAUAAAUAAAUAAGUUUCAAACUGAGGUAGGUUGCCUUACAAUAGAUAAAGAGAAUAUAAAAGUUUAUCAAUAAUGCUGUAAUUUUCGAUUGCGUAAUUUUUAAGAUCAUAAGUUUGCUGAUAAUUUGUAUUAUGAGCGAAUCAAAAUGUAUGCAGCAAUAGUACAGAUAGUAACGUUAAUGAUACUGAAAAUGAAAAUGUUAAAUGACAAAGAUGCGGUAUACUAAUAAUUCAGUGCCAUGGCUAUUUAUGCACUCUAUAGGUUCUAUCUCUCAUUAUAAUUUAUUUUGAACUCCAAAAAUUGAAAUUAAAUUUUUUGGAUACGUAUUAUACAUAUAUAUAAAGUAAAAGGAAGUAAAGUUUGUGAAGAUUUAAAUUAAAUUGCAUGAUAAACGCACAGAGAUAUUAGUUGAGCAUAAUGUAUGUGGCUUAGCAGUAAUACCUAUGUUAAUUGAUACAUAAUCUAUAUAAACUGAUACAUAUUGUUCAGUAUGGAGAAAAAUGGAAAGGUGCUUUAAACGAUAAAAAAGGAAGAUUAUAAAGCGCUUGCAUUCUGUUAAUAACAAAAUAAAUACAUUAUUUAAAUGAGAGUUAAGUAAAGUUGAUACUUCGAUGAUUCUAAUCUAAUCUAAUGAAUAAUGAAUGCAAAGAAUAUCAAACUUAAACUUGACUUGCUAUAAACCUGUUUUGUGCUAUAAAAUUUUCGUUGGGAAGUUUGUUUCUUAUUAUUUACCAAAUGUUUGUUUAGCGAAUGUGCAUGUCAAAAGCAUCUUAAGAAUUUUAAGUGCUUCAACAUAAUAGGGACCAAAAAUAUUUUCAGUAUUAAAUCUUUUCAUUGAAAGGCUAAUAUUGAAGGCUUGUAUUGAAAUGAUUAUUUUAUUAAAGUUAUGAUUGCAUAACAUCAAUUGACCGACUAUUUUAUAUUUAAUCCUAGGAUUAAUUGAUAUUUUUCGACUCCAGAUAUUGAAUAGCAUUAUAUAUAUGUUCCAUAUACGGAGGACUAAUUUAUAAUUGUAUCAGUUUUGAAGUUGCAAACAAAAUUUAUCACUGUUGGCUUUAAGAAUAUUUAUCUGCGCCUAGCAUUAGAUAUCGUUUAUAUUUCGUGCACAGCUGUUCACACUUCAUUGUGAGUUUGCGAUAUGUAAAAAUUAACACUGUGCAUCGUCUACUGCGUAUUAAAAUACGACUAUUAUAAUUAAAAAAAUACGUAACAAAACCGUUAUAGAACGGUAUUUUAUAUUAGUAUUUUUUUUUUAUUUAAAUGAAAUUUUGUGUAGCAUAGUAUGAAGUACAAUAAGUUGCAUAGACUUUUUUUGUCAUCAAUAACGAAUUAAAAAUUUCCAAAUCUAAUAUUAUAUAACGUCACAAGAUAUACUUUCUUUCGUGUUUCUAUUCCAUAUAUGAAUUCUUCAGCAUAUAAAAACUGGCCAACGAGUAUAAAGUUGAAUGUGAAAAUGAAUUAAAAGAAAAAUUAUUGUAUUAUGAUAGAUGUUAAAAUGAAUAUGUUUAUAUGCUUUAAUAAAUAGUUACUUUAUUAUAUUUUUAUGUACAUGCAACAAGAAAUGACAGAUGUACUUUGUACCUGAGUACCCUUCUUAAUUUCUCUUUAAUUAACUAUUACACAUAAAUAUAAUGAAACCAUGUUUAGUAUGGUCCCAUGAUAUUUUAUUUUUGUAUAAUUAUAAUUUAAAAAAUUUUAAAUUUAAACGAAUGCUUGAAACUUAAAACAAAGUCAUAAUGUACAGUGCUCCAAAGUACAUAUGGGUUUAAGUACAUAUGAGUAUAUAUUAUUCAUACAUUUAAAAUUAAUGUUUAAUCAUGCGUUAGCUUAAUAUGUGAUAAUAUACAUAUAUAUUAUUUCUGUAAUAUGGAGUACAUUUCUGGAUUGAGAAAGAUAGAAAGAAUAAUUGGUAUUAUAUUUGUACUGCAGUUAAGUAUUUUUUUAUAACUGGUGUAUUUGUUUUUGAUUUUUAUGUGCACAGUUUCGUGAAAUACAACGUAAUAGUUCAACUUA
This is a messenger RNA of Frieseomelitta varia, 4067 nucleotides long. RefSeq lists its product as uncharacterized. Bases 86 to 757 code for a protein of 223 amino acids. Lineage: Eukaryota; Metazoa; Arthropoda; Insecta; Hymenoptera; Apidae. The transcript is spliced from 7 exons. The record is from RefSeq and is a predicted model, not a curated record.